Messenger RNA from Solea senegalensis (Senegalese sole), 1357 nucleotides. Its product is annotated as thrombin-like enzyme cerastocytin. NCBI's taxonomy places the organism in Eukaryota, Metazoa, Chordata, Actinopteri, Pleuronectiformes, Soleidae. The record is from RefSeq and is a predicted model, not a curated record. Gene Ontology annotation, molecular function: serine-type endopeptidase activity. The coding region runs from base 25 to 840 and encodes 271 amino acids. Gene Ontology annotation, biological process: proteolysis. The transcript has 6 exons.
UGGACAGUCAUUAGACAGCGAACGAUGGUGAUGGCUUCUCUUACACAUCUGCUCUUUCUGCUGUGCGUCGGCGUCACAGUGAGCACAGUGGUGGAUCUGCAUAAGAGAAUCAUCGGCGGUGUGGGCUGUGGACAUAAUGACCGUCACUACCACGUCCAAUUGAGGAUGGUUGAUAAAAUUAAGGGACAAUCAGGAUUUUGUGGUGGCUCUCUGAUCAGUGACCAGUGGAUUCUGACCGCUGCUCACUGUCUGAUACCAGGAUGGACUAUGUUUGCAUAUUUACGUGUGCAUCCAGGUCCAGCAAGAACGGUGCAAAUCACAGAUUCACCCGUGACCUUCAAGGACAGAAACGGCAAGGAACACGACAUCAUGUUAGUGAAGCUCCCCUCAAAAACUCAAACCCAGACUGUUCAACUUCCCAACUGUCGAAAUCGUCCCAAGCUAGGUGCUACAGUUCAGAUAGCAGGUCAUGGUGCUUCAACAUCAGGCCCAAAUAAUGAAAGACAACCUGGUUAUACAGCUACUCUCCAAUGUGCCAAUACCAACCUUGUGGAAUGUGAAGACUUAAUAAACAUUUUAAAAAGGAUCAAAGAGUAUGAUGGUCAUGAACAAUGGAUGUGUGGCCAAAAACCUGGCGUGGAUAUAUGCAAAGGUGACUCUGGUGGAGGAGUGGUUUACCAGAACAGGAUAUAUGGUGUCAUUGUCGGGGGCAAUCCCGACUAUACGUGUACAAGCCCAGCAGCAUUUAUGGACAUCUGUCAUAAACCAUACAUUCAAUGGAUCAAGAGAACCAUUGGCAAAGAAAAUGUCUGGUUAAAGGGUCUAAUUUCUUGUGGUUAAAAGCCAUUUCACAUUUUUGCUAAAAAGUUGCUGAAAAUUCAUGAAUUCAUUUUGGGAAAUUUAAAUUUGCAAAAACACAACAGUACACUUUUUUUCCGGUUCAUCAUCAUCAUCAUCAUCAUCAUCAUAAUAAUAAGACUAAUAACAGUCUGCUCUUCUUUAAGCAUUAAUAACACACUUGUUUCUUUAUUGAAAUUAAAGGGGCCAAGUCUUAUUUUAAACAAUAACAAAAUGACUACAAGGAAAUUAUUAGUGAAGAAUUUUGACAGUUUUUUUUUUGUUUGUUUUUUUUAAACAAAAAAAGAUAGAAAAAUAAAACUUGCAUGACUGGAAUUCUUGCUUUCAACAGGCUGCUAUUCUGUUUACAAAAAAAAACCAAAACCUGAUCCAAAAUAAACAACAAUUACAACCAAAAUUUUGCACAAUAGUGUGUAGCAACGUGAAAGUAAGCUUAGCAAUUGUACCAAGUAUUUGCUGUGCACAAAUCUGAUUUAUUCAAUAAAUAAACAAGUGUUUA